UCUAAAACACGCCCACAGCAGCAGCAUCACCCUGCUGCACCACCAAGAGAGAAAGAGAAAGCAGCGUAUACUCCCAUCUCUCACUCUCCCCCUCUUCUCUCUGUCGGUCUCAUUCUGCCUCAUACACAAACACACACAUAGACAAACACGUGCUGCAGGGAAGAUCUGAGUAUUAGGUCGCUGAGCAUUCAGGCACCACCUCCCCCCUUUCCUUCUUCUGAUUUCUUUCUCACUCCCUCUCCCUGUUUAUCUUGUCUGUUCCGGCUGUAUGGUUUAUUGUUGCGUCAGAGCCGAGGAGAGCCAGCGAGAAGCAUGCCCGGGGAGAGCACUCACAAAUCUGUUCCCGCUGACAAGCAUCCAGAGCAAGGAGCUGAGGAGACUGGGCUCCCUGGAACAGACAUGACCAUACACCCAUCAACUGACUCCAGCCCUAGUGACAGUGGCUCCUGCCCUAGUGACAGUGGUUCUAGCCCUUCUCCCAGUACUCCUCAGAAGCUACUCCCAGCAAGCACCUCUCCAUUUGGACCAAGACUCUAUCAUGCAACACCUAGCUCCUCUGGUAAUCCAAGACCUCAACCUGAAGGCUCUGACCAUCGCAGCAACAACACACACAGAUUGUCUGGAAAGUUAGGUGGUCAUGGACCAUGUGGUCGCUACAUCCCAGUCAAGAUGGAGAGAAUCAAGGUUCUCACUGGUUCUGAGGUGGAGAGUGACUAUCAAGAACCACAGACUAUUGACACAAGAGUGGUGAUGGGUCAAGAGACACGGCUCAAAACAACAGAGAUACAGAAAAGGCAACUCCCUGUUGAGCCAAGUGGUCAAGCUAUCCCUUUGCCAGCUUUCCCAAGCUUUUCAGAUCCACAGGCCAAAGUAAAUGAGACCCAGCUGGAAACCAGUAUAGAGGAAACCCAAGCCCAAAGCCCUCAUAAACAGCAGAAUUGUCAAAAAGACCCUGUGCAGCCCCCAACCGCACUCCCUGUCCUUUUGCACAACCCCCUGUGUACUUCUUCCUCCUCCCAAGAGCCAGUCACAACCGAUGACAAAUUGACAGACAACCAGGAAGAGGGUCAAACCCUUCCUCAAGAUGAAGUGCCUUCCCUUUCUUUUUCUGAGCUGACUUGUCCAGUUGCUUUGUCCUUCUCUGAGCCAACCUAUGUUGUUGACCCACUACGAGUGGGUGUGCCCUCAUCUCUCGACCCCGACCUGUACUACACUGCUCCAUCCACCCCAAUCAAAAUGGUUUCCCGCUCUUCAUACCUUAAACAUCACUCAUAUCCUGGCUCUCCAGUCUGCCCACUCUCCCCUGGUUCUCCCUCAGACAGUGAAGACCUAUGUUCCCCUCUCACAUCCCCUUCUGGUUCUUAUAUUACAGCAGAAGGAGGCAGCUGGGCCUCCUCUUACACAUCUUCCACCUCACCUUCAACUUCUCCCAAUCUGCUCCUUACAGAAGAAGCACAGGAAGCCCCUGCUUGCUUUGUGGGUUCCUUAUCAGAAAUUGGAGAUGAAGAUGGGGAGGAAAAGGGACGAGUAGGUCCAGAACAGGAGGAGGAAAUGGCAGGGGACUUCUGUCUAUACCGCCCAGAGGAUUUUGUCACAAAUUCAAGAAUAGAUAUAACAGGAACCAUGAUCCUUGAAGAGGAAGAGGCUCUAAAAGGGGAAGAGAUUAAGAUUUCCAGAGAAGGUUGCCAUCCAUGCUGGGUGACUGAGGAUACUUCGCCUCUGAGGAGUAGUAGUAGCCGUAGCAGUGACUCCCAGGAAGAUGAAGGAGAGUCUGAAAGCUCACUCUGCCCACUGGAAGAGACAGGUGCAAGGAGAGCAGAGUACUCUAGACCCAUGCAGACAGGCCUGAAACUUCAGCUGGAAGCAUGCAUAUCAAAGGAACAUUAUGAACAGAUGGAUGACCACCCAGAACUACCUUCCACUGCUUUGACUCCUGACACGGAGAACAUGACCAUGGCCUCAUCUAGCCUUAGCCCUGACUCGCCUCUCACACCCUUGGAUGCGUUCUGUCCUGGAGCCUUUGAUAGGCUUGGCCUCAGUUCCUUCAUGCUCUCCCAGGCAGCCUGUGCUGAUAUACCAGAGGAGGAAAGGAUGAUCCCUGCCUCUCUUAUCUCCUUCCCCCUCCACACUAGCCUCAUCUUUAAGGCUGAUUCAAUGGAAAUCACCCUGUUCCCCACAGAGGAAGACAAUGAAAUGGGAGAAAACAGCAGAAAUGAAGGAGAAGAUGUUGAUGCAUAUGCAGCAGGAGAGGAGGAAGCAGAUGUUGAAGAUGAUGAUGAAGAGGAUGAUGAUGAUUAUGAUUAUGAUGAUGAUGAUGAUGGUGAUGGAAAUGCUAAUGGCGCUGCUGACGGUGAUGAUGAUGAUGACAAUAAUGAAGAUGAUGACAAUGAUGACCAUGAUGAGGCAGGUGAUGAAGCUAAGGUAGAGGUGAAAGUGGUAGAAGAAGAGGAACACGAAGAGCAGGAAGAUGAUGAGGAAGAGUGUGAUAGCAAAGCAGUGGAGGAUCCUACAGAUGAGGACAGCUCAGCAUCCUUCCUUCAUUCACUUUCAGAGACAUCUAUUAAUGAGGGGUUGGAUGAAUCCUUUUGUUUCCAUGAUGAUACAGAUGACUCAUUAGAUUCUGCCUCCUAUAAUGGGGAGGAAGAUGAACGUCUGUACAGCACUGAGAGACAUGCACAAGCACCAGAACCCACAUCAGUAGGUGCAUUUGGUUCAAGUGAAAUCCAAGCAGAACCUGAACAGAAGUCUACCACUGGAACAAGUCCAAAUGAGCAUGCACAAGUGAGCACAGACAAACUAGUGGAUCACUCCAAAACUACCUGUGUCUGUGAACCCAUUUCUGAAGCAAUUGCUGCGCACCCCACAGGCAACAAUAUACAGCCCAAAUCUCUAGAUGCACCUAAGACCCCUGAACCCCAAUCAGACCCUGAUCUAGAAUCUGCCAGUGGAGUAGGUCAGACAAAACCUUUGCACACACAAGCGGGCACAAAUCACCAGAAACUGCCCAGUACUUCAGAAUCAAUUUCUUGUCAGCCACAGUCCUCUAGCAACCUGAAUGAGAGUGGGACUGAGAGUGAGAUGAUGGGUAUUUCUGGUUCUUCCCAUCCUCUUGAGCAGCCUAAAGACAGACCUUAUUUUAACCCUUCUACCACAUUUGUCUUUUGUGCUCCUCCAGGACCUCCUGCUGAGUUCCACAGCUGCCCUCCCUCUGCCACUUCCACACAGGAGAAAAUAGACCUUAACAGUCAAGUUCCUCCGGAAGAACUGGCAGAGGAAAUUACCCAAAUGAGAGAUGUCGAUGUAAAACAGUGCAGUGAUUAUUCGGGGGAAGAAGAACCAGAAAGAGACUCUUUUAAAUUGCUCAUCAAGCCUCGUCAUUAUAAAUCAGAAAGUCACAAGACUGUUGGAGCAACUAGACUUGCAUUAUCAAAGUCUUUCUCUAAAACAUCUGAUGUGCCCCUAGGGGCAGAGGCCAUGUGCAGGUCCAGUACUCACAGUGAGUUUGACGUUGAGCUUGACCAGAAGAAUGGCAAUGCCUCAGCUGAAAUGAUGAAUAUGGAAGGUAGAAACACUGAUUCUGGUCCCUCUCUGAAUUUGCCCUCUGCCACCAAUGACUUGAAUAAAGGUGUUCUCCUUGUGUCCUGCCCUAAAGACCCUAGUCCCAACCCCAGUAAUAUCUCUGUCUCUGCCACUCCAGAGGUCAUCUCAGAACUUUUUGACAAUUUGGCCCUGACCCCUGAACACUCCCCUGGUGACUCUGCCCAGGAGAACCUGAGGGAAAACACCCUGAGUACUGAUGAAGGAGUGCUUGGAGCUGUUGGAUCUCCACAGUCCCCCUUUGCUAUUUCACCCAAAAGGGAAAACUCGGAAACAGACACAAGCAGAGAGAUGGGUCCUGGAGCUGGGGUGUGGUGUGAUGACAGGAUGGGGCUAGGGUUAGGACUAGGAUUAGGAUCAGAGGAUGAGCUUGGUGUCUGGGGAGCAGGAGAGUCCCUGUCCCUGUCUCUGGGGAAGAGGUAUGAGUUAGAGGCAGAGAGUCUGCUCAUGUGUGACAUAGAGGGCACACAUACGGCCAUGGUUUCCAGCAAGGGUAGUGAAGCAUAUGAAAAUUAUGACAAUGUUCUGAGUUCUGUUCUGGAUGAGGAAGAUAACAACAGCCUGUGUGAAACAAGAGACCGGAUAGCGGAAGAAGAACUGGUAAAAGAGGGAGCUUCUGAAUCCAAAUUUGCCUGUUGGAAGUCUCUUGAGGAGAUCUCGGAAGCAGGAGCAGGUGAGGAUGGAAGCUCCAGAUUCUCAGAGGAUGAUGUCAGUAAUCUAAAUCCAGACAAUAAUGGAGGUAACACAGGCACAAAAAUACAAGACACUUGGGAGAAUUCUAGCAAUAACAAUGACUCCGCCUUUGACUCAUUGGAAGUAGCCAUGUGUGGAAAUCUGAAUGCUCUCUCAGAGAAAGUGAGACCCCAGGGUGUGAGUGUCAUUGUUAGAGAUUCAGUGUCUAAUAUUCCACUUGAAGAGAUUCCAUCUCAGGAUUCUGACACAUUUCCUGAUGAAGAGCGAGUGCCAACAGGCAGAUCCACAAACCAAGCAUCAGACACAACAAUGGAAGGUGUCUUUAGCAUCUCAGUACCAUUAGUUGAAACUCACAUGGACACAACUACAACCAACCAACAUUUUGGUUCACCAGAUAAAGCAGAGUCAAGAUGUCAUAGUAGUCCAAAGUGUCAGACAAUCACUCCAGAGAGUAAUACAGCAUUUUCUUUGCUACAUGGAUCCUUUGGUUCCUUUACUCCUAAAUGUAAAGCCAAGGAUUCCAGAACAAAUAGAGUUUGUCAAGACAAGGUAGAAAAUACUGGUUCAACAUCUGAACCAGAGAUACUGCAGCCUCAGACUGAAGGUCUAAAAAAGGGUGAUGUGAAUCCUGUGACUGACAGACUUGUUGAUGAACCAAAGAAUAAAGAUGCCUUUAGAGGACAGCAGUGUGUUGUUUGUAACUCAGGGGGAGAAGAUGAGGAAGAAAAGGUGGAAAAGAAAGCAAACAAGAGAGGUGAAGAGAAAGAUGAGAACAAAAAAGAAACAAAAAUCUCUCCUGCACAGAAUAACCCAGACCAUUUUGCAUAUCACCCCCAUAAGGGGGAAUUUUGCACUGAUAAACCAAUUGCUGCUAAGAAGGGAAGAAGAGGGCAGAACAGGACAUCCCAGGCGGGCAGUUCACCUGACUCUAGCCCUGAAUCUGUUAAUAAUCCAAAGAAACCUUCUGUUUCAUUGAAUACAACAGCAGAUAGAUUGUCAAAGGGGAUUGCAGAGAAUCCUAAAACUAAGAUAGGCCAAAAGACAAACAGCAAAGCUUCAUCACCAGACUGUGAACAGAGGAUAUGUGGGAAAGAUGAAGCUGAAUCUGGUUCACAUAUGCAGGGGGUUAAUAAUCCUAGUCCUGAUGUCAGAAGUCCUAGCCAUGGAGCCUGCAAUUCAACCACACAUACCCCAGACAACCUCAAUGUUGUGGAGGCAAUGAACCAAGAAUUACAUUCAAGACAGGAAAUGCUUGAUAACAGACCACUAUCUGGUAGCCAGAGGGGAACCACUGUGGACAUUAAUGACAAUAACGUUGAUGUUGGCCACGGUCUGUUUGCCCAAGAUACCGUAUCGUGCUCAAUGGCUCCACUUUCUUCCUCAGCAUCUCCUGUUUCCUCCUCUUCCCCUGUACCUUGUGCCUCAAUAGAGACAGAGGAUGAUCUUUCCACACCUGUGCAGGAAUCCCAACCUGUCUUCUUAGCCCCGCAACAGGCUUCUCUGUCUGUGUGCCACGCCACCCCUACCCUUUGCUCUACUGCCCCCACAGCACAACAAGCCCCCGAUUACCAAAUUCCUCCUAACAACAACCUCCUAGAGGUCACUGUUGUCCUUUCAACAUCAACUACAUCUGCCACAAGUGUCUCGUCACCCUCAUUCUCCACAGCCAUGCCAUUAAGUCUGUCCCAGCCUACCCAGGAAUCGUCUUCAUCUGGAUCAGAGACUCUUGAUUCAGCAUGUGUUCCAGACCCUAUUUCCUGUUCUCCGCCUCAGUCCUGUUCACACUCUCAAUCUAAUCUCAACAUCCAGCCUCACAAACAAAUGAAGCAAGGUUGUACAUGGAGCACACAAGACAGGAGCAGAGAUCCCAGUUUGGCUGAGGAGGAGACGGACAGUAAGGAUGAUGGUGGACUGUCUCCACGUGGGCACAGAUCCCAGCCUAGAGGAGUCGCAGGAGACAGAAAUGCAUCCAUGCAGAAAGAGUUUGGUCCAUUAAACCAACAGGAAAUACAUCAUUACUCUGCUCAGCAAAUAACCGACAGAGAGUCAGGCUGUCCCAUCAACCACAGCCACAAGAUUUCUGAGGAGAUCGACCUAUCCUUCAAAAACAAUUAUUCCAUACUGGCUUCCUGUAAUGAGUCUGAGAGUGAGGGGUCAGUGCCUGAGUUAGAGGACCCAGAGCCACUGAGACCAUUGGCGCCCCAGUCUAUCUCCUCUGCAGAUGAAGGGCUGAACAGACCAAAACAGAGCCGCAGUGAGAAGAAGGCCCGCAAGGCCAUGUCUAAACUGGGUCUGAAGCCGGUCCAUGGUGUGACCAGAAUCACCAUUAGGAAGUCCAAGAGUAUCUUGUUUGUCAUCAGUAGGCCAGAUGUAUUCAAAAGCCCUGCAUCAGACAUUUAUAUUGUAUUUGGAGAGGCAAAGAUUGAGGACCUUUCGCAGCAGGCUCACAAAGCAGCUGCAGAGAAAUUCAAGGUACCUGUGGCCUCUUCUCCCCUGGCUCCACCUGUCCCACCCAGCCUCACCAUUAAGGAAGAGAGUGAAGAGGAGGAAGAGGAGGUGGAUGAGGGAGGUCUUGAGCAGCGAGACAUUGAGCUGGUGAUGGCUCAGGCCAAUGUGUCCCGAGCCAAGGCUGUCCGUGCACUGAAACACAACAAGAAUGACAUUGUGAAUGCUAUCAUGGAGCUGACCAUGUGAGUGGAGGACAUUUUGAAUCCUGACCCCCUUCUUCUAGCCUAUAAAGCCUAGACGCCACUGACUCUUCUGUAUCGCUGCUACUGUAUGUUGCAUCCCCAAUAUCUGCUAAAUAAAGUCUGUUCCAGUGUGGGCUGUGACUGCACCAUGAGACUGAUUUUAGUGAAAACACUGCACAUAGGUGGUGGUUGGUGUUUUAACAUCAGGAGAAGCACAUUUCUUAACUUUCUGCAAAUUCACAAAGCCUGAAUUAAAAAUGUUCCUCUUAUUCAAUAUUCUGGGUUUAGACUGGGAAUUUACAUACAGUACAAAAUAUAAUAUUGAAAAUAAUACAAAUCUGACAACUCCCAUGCUUUUUUUUAUUUAUUUAUUUUUUUGCCAGUCUCCCACUCUCCUACCAGCUUAGAAAUUUUGUUUGGCCUGUUACUGCUAGUGUCCAAAAGCCAAAAGUAAACAUUUAGAAAAAUCAUUACAUCCUAUCUAAAUGUAGAACUUAAUAUUAAAUAUUUAAAAGUUAUCUUAAAAGGUGAAAACAAAGUGAACAUUCAACAAAGACAUUGAAUCACUCUCAAACCAAUCAAUAACCAUAGUCUAAAUUAUUGAUUUUUGUUGCUGCUACAGGUUAACACCCUAACAUUUUCAAAUGUUAACGGCUUGUCAUGACACACAGUUUAUAUAUAGGCUGGGUGGAAUAUAGGCACGGCCUAGAGUACAAAUUUCAGGGUUUUUUUUUUUUUUUUUUGCUGCAUUGUAAGAUUACCACUACCUAUAACGUAGUUGUGACUUUUUGCAGAGACAUUAAAGAUAUAUUUUGUGUU
This is a messenger RNA of Monopterus albus (swamp eel), 7799 nucleotides long. It is a transcript of the gene nacad, whose product is annotated as NAC alpha domain containing. The transcript has 10 exons. NCBI's taxonomy places the organism in Eukaryota, Metazoa, Chordata, Actinopteri, Synbranchiformes, Synbranchidae. The record is from RefSeq and is a predicted model, not a curated record. The coding region runs from base 313 to 6984 and encodes 2223 amino acids. Gene Ontology annotation, cellular component: nascent polypeptide-associated complex.